This is a messenger RNA of Cyclopterus lumpus (lumpfish), 3066 nucleotides long. RefSeq names its product Nedd4 family interacting protein 2 (gene ndfip2). The coding region runs from base 181 to 945 and encodes 254 amino acids. The record is from RefSeq and is a predicted model, not a curated record. The transcript has 8 exons. Lineage: Eukaryota; Metazoa; Chordata; Actinopteri; Perciformes; Cyclopteridae. Gene Ontology annotation, molecular function: WW domain binding. Gene Ontology annotation, biological process: ubiquitin-dependent protein catabolic process; positive regulation of protein ubiquitination; vacuolar transport. Gene Ontology annotation, cellular component: Golgi apparatus; endoplasmic reticulum; perinuclear region of cytoplasm.
UCACACGAGCAGCUCGACACUGGUGAUCAACGUUUUUCCCGAAGCUAGUGCGCUGUAGAUUGCAGCCAUUUCUGUCAUCGGUCCGCGUUAAUCUGCGUUGUUGAAGUGUCAACAACAACAACAACAGCUCGGAUCUUCCUCUCGUUCGCUCGGCUGGCUCGCCAGCUGAAUCUCUCCGGGAUGGACCCAGCGAGCCGCUACCAAGUGCUGCACAAUGAGGAUGACUCUUCAGAGGCCUCCACCAGCGAGCAGCAGCCGUGCACUUCUGCCCAGGCGGCCGGUACGUCCAGCCAGGACCAGAGCCAGGCCGAGUGCAGCCAGGCGCCCGCCGCCGUAGCGGGGGAAGCGUCGGGGUCAAGGACCCAGGGGGAGGCUGACGCACCCCCGCCUCCUUACGCCUCUAUCGACCUGGGAGCAACCGCUGCACCAGAGACAAGCUACCGAUGCGACUUCCCGGUCCCUCCGCCCUACAGCGUCGCCACCUCGCUGCCCACGUACGACGAGGCGGAGAAGGCCAAGGCGGCCUCCUUGGCGACCUCCGCCGUGGAGGUGAUGCCACGGGAUGAUGAGUUCCCUCCCAGAGAUGAUUUCAGCGACGCCGAUCAGCUUCGAGUUGGCAACGAUGGAAUCUUCAUGUUGGCCUUUUUCAUGGCCUUCCUGUUCAACUGGAUCGGGUUCUGCCUGUCCUUCUGUCUGACCAAUACCAUCGCGGGACGCUACGGCGCCAUCUGCGGCUUCGGCCUCUCCCUCAUCAAGUGGAUUCUUAUCGUCAGGUUCUCCGACUACUUCACCGGUUACUUCAACGGUCAGUACUGGCUCUGGUGGAUCUUCCUGUUGCUCGGUAUCCUGCUGUUCUUCAGGGGCUUCGUGAACUAUCUUAAAGUCCGUAACAUGUCCGAGAACAUGGCCACGUCUCACAGAACACGCCUCUUCUUCCUCUACUGAAAGGUUUUCCAAGCAUCGCCAUUACUUACCAACGCAACGUUCCCCUCCCUCCUCCCCACCCCUCGAAUGACCUGAGUGACCAGCCUUGCAGCGAAGAUGAGACGGGGAAAGAAUGAAGGAAAGGCGUCGGGAGAACGCGUUAGCAGUCUCAUUAAAAGCAUAACACGGAAAGAAAAUAAGUCUUUGAUGAUCAGAUCCCUUUCCCUGGCUUUGUUUUUGUAAAUCUUUUUGAUCUGUUUUGCAUUUUCCUUUUGAUUCAAAGCUCUACACACAGUUUGAAGAAGCAGUCCCGCGUACGUGUCGUGUCUCUGAAUGUGUGUGUGUGCGUGUGUGUGUGUGUGUGUGUGGGGGGGGGGCUUUCGAGGUACACAACCGUUGUCACCUGAGGCAAAUUCAGCCGACCCAAAAUUCUCCAACCGUUUGGGGACAAUGAAGCACAAUGAAGCACAAUGAAGCUAUCUCAACUGUCUUAAAUGGAGGAAACGCAAACGCACCCGUUGCUCAUUUCUUGGCAAAUUGGCGGAAAGUGGAGACCUAUUCUUGAGCGUCUGAUAUUCAACCCCCCACCCCUACUCCCACUCUAGCUUUGCGUCCCGUCUGACCUGUUGCACUUUACGAAGCGCCUCCGAGCUGUUUUUUUUAAUACUAACUCCGCCCACUUUUCUCCACGUCCACCAAGUCCAGAGGGCGUUUUGAACAACAAGUCUUAAACUUUAACCGUCUCGCACCGCAGCCUCUCUCACCGCCCUUUUAGUCUGGAGGCCGAGGGGGAAAGAUGGCAGACGUGCAUUGAUCACUUUACAUAUCAGAGGCCCCGAUGCUUUCUAAAAUCAAACACACCUCCCAGGACUUGCACCCGUUAUUGGAAACUCUUUUUUUUUUAGUCAACCGAUCCUUUUAAAAGGAACGAUGACCUUUUGACAGGACUUUUUUAACUCGCCGAAACAACACAUUUCUAUCUGUGCGCUCUUCGCCACUGAGAGUCGGUAAAAGGCCUUCUCACGUUUUUCCUAGUUUGAAUCAAAAGAAGGAAAAAAAAAAGCGCCUGCCAAAACUACCAAAACCAAAACGGUUCCUCGCCAUAUGUUCCAGUGAAACACAUUUGUCACCUUCAGUUCAGUUUAUCACAACAGAUCUGUGAAACAUGAUAUGCACCUGCUCUUCUUUUUUUUUUACUACACAAACGCCACUCUGUUUGCCAAACAACAUCCGUGGGCCGCCGCCGGGACUGACUUGGCACUUGUAGGACACACUAUGAAACCGGCGAGUAAAACUCUUUGGAGCAAAAGAGUUGUAUGCAAUGUAGUUCUUUGUGAUAAACCUAAAACAGUCGCGAAGUCCUGUGAUCAUGGAUUAGGUGUAGAUGGAGAUCAGGUUCAUCCCAGAGGUGCUCAUUGGACAAGCUGCACAGUGUGUGUGUGUGUUUGUGUGUACCGUCACACGUGCCAAGAAAAUUAUUUUUAAUCGGACGAAAAUGCAAUAAAAAGCUCCUGAAAUGUGACGGGUUCUGCAUGUCGAGCAUGAUUUCGAGAACGUGGGGAUCCUGGUGGGGGGAGGGGGCGGGCUCAUAGGAGCAGCAGCCAAUGAGCUGGUGCGACUGGUCAAAGAAAAACAGGCUUUGAUUGAUUCUUUUCUUCUUUUUUUUGUCAUCCAUGAAAUGUACAUACCAGCUUAUGCCAAUUCAUAAUAUUUGCACUUUGAAGAAUUUCUGUACAGUAUGAUUUGUGAAUCUGCUUAACUUGAUAUGGUGGAUAGAGAAACGGAGAAUACAAAUAAAAUGUUAUCCAAUCUACAACUGGAAUUCCUAAUCAUCCCAAAUGGACAAUUUGCCUUUUUGCACUUUUUUUUUAUUUUUCAAAAAUGAUAAUGUUCUUACUGUGUGUGUCUUGUUUUAUUGCUUUAAAAAGCAUAAACUGUGACAGCUUAAGUAUUUCUCAGCUUUUAUUCUUCUUUCUUUUGCCUCUGCUCAUAUCCAACUAAAGCCUCUUUCAGCAAUUUCAAGGUCUGUCAAUGAAUUAAAGCUCAGCUGCAUGAUUUAUCCACCUGACCGCGUGGGGUAAUAUUAGGAUUAAUCUAGUACGAUAACAUUUCUUUGUUUGUAAAUAAAUGAAGAAAAAACGA